Aspergillus eucalypticola CBS 122712 is the source of this 488-nucleotide messenger RNA. RefSeq lists its product as uncharacterized. Lineage: Eukaryota; Fungi; Ascomycota; Eurotiomycetes; Eurotiales; Aspergillaceae. The record is from RefSeq and is a predicted model, not a curated record. The transcript has a single exon. Bases 39 to 341 code for a protein of 100 amino acids.
AUUGGGUGGAAUUUCCCGGUUUCGUGGGUAGAUGGGAGAUGGAUGGUUUAUUCUUGUUUACCUCACUGACUUGUCUUUGGUGUGUGUCUGUUUUCUUGUUGACGUCUAAUCAUUUACCACUCGUACUCUGCAUGGACUGGCGCCAAUUGAUUUGGAAUUUUGACUAUACAAUGAAAAUAGGAUUAUCAAUAUCGAUUCCCUUCCUGACGACUACCAUGCUAUGGUCAAUGUUGCUUACUAUACCUACAAGACGGAAGUUAUUUAAAUCGAAGAGUUCAUUAUACUACACGGCAAGAAUACAUACAUCAUACCCCCGACCAUACAUACCACGGUCCGUCUAGUAUGGGCAAGAAAGGGAGAGAAGGUAAACGAACAAAGAACGAAACAAACUAUCAAUUGAGCAAGACGUGAACCGACCCCGGCCACUGUAUCCAUUAAUUGUAGGUUUAAACACCCAGACCCCAUAUAGAAAAGAACAACAAUCCAGC